AUGGCUCCCACAAUCCUGCCCCGGCUGGCCCUCAGGCAGUCGAGAGUCGUCCUCCAGCGUCGUGCCGCAUCCACCACCUCGGGAGCUGCGGACGCCGCAUCAAAGGGCGCAUCGGCUGCUAAGGAGACCGCUGCUAAUGCGGCAUCUACUGCGAAAGAGACUGCUCAAAACACCGUGUCCAAGGCGCAACAAGGACUGUCCAAGGUCACAAGCUCGGCCGGCCCUGCUCUCAGCAAAGUUGCGAAUGCGGCAUCGAACACCGUCUCGGGCAUUGGCGGCCGCACCGGCAAAGUCAUCAGCACCGUUCAAGGCAUGAUUCCGCACGUGGUAUAUUACGGCAAGGUCGCUGGUGAGCUCGGAAAGCUCAUCUACAAGGGCCGCAACAUGCAACCACCAACCAUGCAAACUGUCCAGUCCUACCUGACUCCAAUCACCAAGGCCGUCCGCAACCCAUCUAGCUUCGGUUCGCAAACCGCCCAGGCCGCUGAGAAGCAGGCCGAAGCCGUCAUCACCAACCCUCAGAACUUCCUCACUCGGUUACGAAACCUCGACCACGCGACCCUGACCACCGUUGGUAUCACCACCGCCGAGGUCAUUGGAUUCUUCUCCGUCGGCGAAAUGCUUGGCCGUUUCAAGAUCAUUGGCUACAGGAGUUCCGGCGCUCACGCUGAGCACCACUAGAUGCGAUGAAGGACGGAGGAAGGAGAAGGAGCAGAUGUGUGUCAUGAUAUGGCGGGAGUAGGAUAAAUCACCGCAGAUGCAGCAGAUGCAGCGGGAAGUAAAGAGAGCGCCUGCAGUGAGGCAGAGUGCGUGUAACACUGUGCAUAACCUCAAAAGAGUUUCCUUUCCUUCCUGAG
Molecule: messenger RNA, 857 nt
Organism: Zymoseptoria tritici IPO323
Lineage: Eukaryota; Fungi; Ascomycota; Dothideomycetes; Mycosphaerellales; Mycosphaerellaceae
Exons: 3
Coding region: 1-681 (226 amino acids)
Biological process (GO): proton motive force-driven ATP synthesis
Molecular function (GO): proton transmembrane transporter activity
Source: RefSeq, a predicted model, not a curated record